AAUAUAACGUUUGGCACGCCACAAGCCCAAGAAACCCCAACCGAUACACGGCAAAUAGAAACCCACCGGCAAAACAAAGCCCUCUCCUUCAUCAAAUCUUCUUCCCCUUCCGAUUCUUUCUUCUUGCCCUUUCCCCAGAGAGAGAGAGGAGAUGGGCGAGAGAGCCAUGGAUCUCUACGAGAAGCUGGAGAAGGUUGGAGAAGGGACUUAUGGGAAGGUGUACAAGGCCCGAGAGAAGGCGACGGGAAGGAUCGUCGCUCUCAAGAAGACCCGCCUUCCUGAGGACGACGAAGGGGUCCCUCCCACUACUCUCCGAGAGGUCUCUCUCCUCCGCAUGCUCUCCAUCGAUCCCCAUGUCGUCAGGCUGCUGGAUCUCAAGCAAGGUGAAAAUAAAGAGGGGAAGUCAAUAUUGUAUCUGGUAUUUGAGUACAUGGACACUGAUCUCAGAAAAUACAUCAAAAGCUUCCGUCAUACGGGCAAGAUGAUUCCACCAAAAAUCGUGAAGACUUUGAUGUACCAACUUUGCAAAGGUGUUGCAUUCUGCCAUGGUCAUGGCAUACUUCAUAGGGAUUUGAAACCUCACAAUCUCUUAAUGGAUCGCAAGAGAAUGAUGCUUAAGAUAGCAGACCUUGGACUCAGUCGAGCAUUCACUAUUCCACUUAAGAAGUACACUCACGAGAUUUUGACACUGUGGUAUAGAGCUCCCGAGGUACUUCUUGGGGCCACACACUACUCCACACCAGUUGAUAUCUGGUCUGUUGGCUGCAUAUUUGCUGAGCUAGUCACAACUCAAGCUCUAUUUGCUGGAGACUCGGAACUGCAGCAGCUCCUUCACAUUUUCAGAUUGUUGGGUACCCCAAAUGAAGAAGUGUGGCCAGGAGUAAGCAAAUUAGCGAAUUGGCAUGAAUUUCCUCAAUGGAGCCCAAAGAGCCUGUUGUCUGUUGUCCCUAACCUGGAUUCUAAGGGGAUUGAUCUACUCACGAGAAUGUUGCAAUAUCAUCCUUCAAAUCGAAUUUCUGCAAAGAAAGCUAUGGAGCACCCAUAUUUUGAUGAUCUGGAUAAAACAAAUUUGUAAAACGGUGCUGCUACAUUUCUUGAAAAAUAGCCCUACUUUCUGACAAAUUGUGGCUGACGUCAGUUGUUUUUCUGUUUUAAUUGCUUUCCUCAAGCAAUGCCCUUUGAUUAACGUAAACAUGUUAUCAACUUUUACACUACUUUUCAGAAUAUAUCACAAACUCGGAGGAAUAUUACACUUUACUAUCCAA
This is a messenger RNA of Elaeis guineensis (African oil palm), 1265 nucleotides long. RefSeq names its product cyclin-dependent kinase B2-2. The record is from RefSeq and is a predicted model, not a curated record. Gene Ontology annotation, molecular function: ATP binding; cyclin binding; cyclin-dependent protein serine/threonine kinase activity. Lineage: Eukaryota; Viridiplantae; Streptophyta; Magnoliopsida; Arecales; Arecaceae. Gene Ontology annotation, cellular component: cytoplasm; nucleus; cyclin-dependent protein kinase holoenzyme complex. Gene Ontology annotation, biological process: regulation of G2/M transition of mitotic cell cycle; regulation of gene expression; signal transduction.